AUGGAUAGCGCGCCCGCCGCUCCCUCCAAAAUAUACUCUCGAUCUCGUGGGGCGUUUCUUAUAACACGGAAGCUUAUUGCGAGAGGUCAUAACUCGUUUGUCUAUCUGGCUGAGCGCAACACGGAUAAGACACCAUAUGCGUUGAAACAAGUGCCCCGAAACAACAAACGAACAGAGAAUCUCCAGCGAUUGCGAGACAGAAACCCUGCCCGUUCAGCCUUACCCCGUACUACCUCCGGCCCCUCACCCCUUGUUGUUCGUCGAGGCACAGAAGAAGUCAAAGUGCAGAAAGAGGUCGCAAUCAUGAAGAAGUGCGACCAUCCCAACAUUGUCAAAAUUCAAGACUUCAUCGACGAUCCUUGCAAUGACUCUGUCUAUAUUCUCAUGGAGUACAUGCAAGGUGGCGAGCUUCAAUGGCGAACUCAGGCCGAUCAACCGUGCUUAACUAUGGGCCAAAUCAGACGAGUUAUGCGCGACGUUGUCCUUGGAAUCGAAUACCUCCAUAUGCAAGGAAUCAUUCACCGAGAUAUCAAGCCUUCAAACAUCAUGUGGAACAGUGACCGCUCUCGCGUAAAAAUUGGCGACUUUGGCAUCGCCGCCCUCGUUGAAGCGGAGACUAUGGAUGGGGAUGUACCACGACAUGCUGGCACUCCCUCCUUUCUUGCACCCGAGAUUGCUCCUGGUGGUGGCGGGUCCACAGAAGUGACGUUUGCUGUCGACCUUUGGGCACUGGGCGUAACUCUCUACGCCAUGCUCUUUGGCGCUUUACCCUUCCGAGCACAGAUCACCGAUUCUGGUCCAGUUGCCGCGCAGAACUCGCUAUACCGCAGCAUUUGCGAAGACUCAUGGACACCGCUCGCCAAUAUGUCGUCUCAGGCUCUUCCAAUAGCCCGGGAAGAUUAUGGCAACGGCGGUGUUUUGUUUCUUUUGAAUGGGCUAUUGACCAAAAGCCCCGAAGAACGUUUCGACGACGAGGCGCUCAGGGGCAUGAUGACUUACGGCUGGCUUUUCGCAGACAUCGAGAAACCCGCAGACUGGACGCAAGUAACGACCCCCUUAUUCCACCCUCCACUUGUUUCCGACCCCAGGCCUCCUUCCCCACCUCCGAUUGCGUCUGGUUCUCGUCGGGCGAAAAAGAUAUCCGUUUCGAAGCGUGACGAGGCCAACGCCAUAUCAGAAACCAAAUUCAAAUGGCCGGUGUUCUUUCAUCUCCCUCGACGAGUCACGAACCUUUUCAAACCGCUCAAGGCAGUCGAAGAGGAGGAGGCGAUCGAUGGCCGUGGCCGACCACGUGGAUUCAUCAGCAAUCCUGAAAAGGACCGCAGUCUCAGGCGUCGAUCAAGCAAGUCCAGCGGUAAAGGGAAGGCUAGAGAAGAUGUCGAGAACCCUCAAGCACUCGCCAACAAAUCGAGGAAGCCGGCCAGAGUUGCGAGACAUAGUGUUGAAGCGUUGAGCAAUACCCGCGCUAAUGCUUCUGGCGGAGUCGUGCUUGGUUCUCCUACAGGGCCAGUCAAUGUUACAGGAAAGCCACGACUUGCCGGACUGAAGGAUCGAACCAAGAGCCAAAUCGACACGCGGUCACGAGAAAUCGAUCUGUCUCGACAACGCUAUGCGCAAUAUCUUGAUCAAUUUGCGGCUGGUGAGGAGGAAGAAGAAACGUUGAGGGACGGGACGAUCAUCGGGAUGGGCGUGGGCAUCGGGCUGAUCGUGAUGGCCAAGCAGCUUAUGGACGACUUUGGCUCGGAAGACGACGAGCUGGAGGAGAGGCAUAUCAGUGGGCCUGAAGAUUCAGACUACGGCGAGGAUCAACGGGAGCCAGUCAAUUUGUAUGGCGAAACCAGCAGCGACGAUGAAGAGGGCGAUGCACCGAUCGAGUUCAAGCGGCGGGUUAGGCCGGAACCAAGAGGUCAGGGACACGGAGAGUGA
Molecule: messenger RNA, 1926 nt
Organism: Mycena indigotica
Lineage: Eukaryota; Fungi; Basidiomycota; Agaricomycetes; Agaricales; Mycenaceae
Product: Other/CAMKK/ELM protein kinase
Exons: 4
Coding region: 1-1926 (641 amino acids)
Biological process (GO): protein phosphorylation
Molecular function (GO): protein kinase activity; ATP binding
Source: RefSeq, a predicted model, not a curated record